UUGAAUCCCUGUUGAUCAUACGUUCUCUGUGUGGAGUUUGCAUGUUCUCCCCGGGGAAGUGAUUCUCUCUGGGUACUCAGGCUUUCUCCCUCAGUCCAAAGACAUUAACACACAACUGUUAUAUUUUACAGAUAUGGGAGGAGAAGAAUCCAAACCAGCCCCACCCACACCUCCACCUUCCCCUUGUUUAAGACAGCCAUGGAGGACUCUGCCGACGAGGACUGAGGACAAUCUCAACUUCAUGAAAUCUUACCAACCUCGAAACCAAGGAGCCAGACAUCUCAGGAUUCUGCUUCAUGGACCGGUCGGUGCCGGCAAGUCCAAUUUCAUAAACCCUGUUGAAAGUGCUUUGAGAGGCGUUGUCACAGGUCGAGCUGAGACGGAUGCGACCUCUGGGAGCAGCUUCACCCUAAAGUUUUGUACUGAUAGCCCACUGACAAAGGACGACCCAGGCUACAAAUCCAACCCCUCUCUGGAUGACAAAGUCCACGUGCUGCUCUAUGUGGUUCCUGUGGAAAAAUUCAGCAAGACGGUGGGAAUUCCCAUCAAGUCCAUCUUUCUGGUGAAGAACUAA
Messenger RNA from Labrus mixtus (cuckoo wrasse), 574 nucleotides. Its product is annotated as interferon-induced protein 44-like. The coding region runs from base 134 to 574 and encodes 146 amino acids. Lineage: Eukaryota; Metazoa; Chordata; Actinopteri; Labriformes; Labridae. The transcript is spliced from 5 exons. The record is from RefSeq and is a predicted model, not a curated record.